This is a messenger RNA of Peromyscus leucopus (white-footed mouse), 2074 nucleotides long. RefSeq names its product LTO1 maturation factor of ABCE1 (gene Lto1). Bases 102 to 617 code for a protein of 171 amino acids. The record is from RefSeq and is a predicted model, not a curated record. The transcript has 5 exons. Lineage: Eukaryota; Metazoa; Chordata; Mammalia; Rodentia; Cricetidae.
UACCCGCCGUGCUUCGCGCGGCAUACACGGAAGUGGUUUCCUCCGGCUGAUAAGCCGGGCGUUUGUGGUCGCACCUCGACGGGUGGCGACUACUACACGGGAUGGCAGGAGUGCGAGGGCCCGAGGAGAGCCGGGCCGCCGCCAUGGCCGUGGAGCAGGACAUGUUCGAUGCCGUCGUGAUGGCGGAUGAGAGAUUCCAUGGGGAGGGAUAUCAGGAAGGCUAUGAAGAAGGCAGUAGCUUGGGAAUCGUUGAAGGAAGGCAGUGUGGCACAUUACACGGAGCCAAAAUUGGAGCUGAGAUUGGGUGCUACCAUGGGUUUGCUCUUGCGUGGAAAUGUCUCCUACACAGUGGUGCUGGCGAGAAAGACAGAUGCGAUGGAGUGGGGCCUGGAGUCGCCCCAGGUGACAGCCCCCCCACCCCGCCUUGCAGCCGGAAGAUGAAGGUGGUGGAGGCGCUGAUCACACUGCUGCAGCACUUCCCCUAUGAUGACCCCACCUACGAGAAGCUCCAUGAAGACCUGGACAGAAUCAGAGGGAAGUUCAGACAGCUGUGCUCACUGCUCAAUGUGCAGCCCGACUUCAAGGUAACCGCACGAGGCUCUGGACUUGCGUUUUGAGGACUCAGAGGAGCAGAUGUCUGCACAUUAGGUGUCAGAGUGAUUAAAAGCCAGCCUGAGUGGCUCUCAUUGUUCUGUGCGAGGACCAGUGUGGCCUCUUCCCUGAGGUUCUUUCUGGGUGGCUGCAGAGGUCUCACUGCCCUGCCUUCUGCACAGGGGCCUGGCAGCACCCUCAAGAGACUGCUUGCUGCUGGCCAGAGUGAGUAGCCUUGUCAUUCCUGUGGUCCUGAGUAGGGUUCCCCUGAGGGUGGGACUCAGGAGAGGCAGGCUGAUGUGAAUGUACUUAAUGGCAAACGAGCAGGAUCUUUGCUGUGUGCUGAGACCCUGCUGGCCACGCGGGCUUCCUUUGUUUCUCUCCAUCCCUCUGGCAGCCCAGAGGUGGAUCUCACUCCACUCUAGAGAAGAUGAAUAGACCCACUUACGGCCUGCUACCCCAGAUCCACGUCCCGCAGUGCCACACGGUGCCUCUGCCUUGAGCAUGUGCCGUUAUUGCCUACACCAUUGGGACCCCGUCCUCUGCUGCAGAAGACCCAGAUUCAUGCAGUGUGCACAGGAUCCAGGCUCCAUUGGGCCUGGUUUGCCUCUGGAUGCCCAGCUGAGGAGACAAGGCCAGUCUGAUCCUGAGGAAGCUGAGGCAUGGCCUUCAUGCUGCCCCCAAACAGGUGUGGGGUGAGCUCUCCACAUUAAGAAGUGGCAGUGGGAGAACUACCUGGGAACCAAAGCAGGACUAGAUGGUGGUUGCUGCUGUGAACGUGCAGGGCUUGCCUGUGUGACACUAACGCUACUUUAACAGCAGCUUGCGUGUCUCGCAUGGUAUUCACAGGCAGGUCUAAGGUGAGCUGUCAGGAGUAGGCUCAGUGUGCCCAUGCAUUUCACUGGUGUGGACACACAUGACAGCAUGUGUUGAUAGGCCUCCUCUGGGUGGCCCCACUGUAUCUGACCCUCCCUAUUUCAGUUCCAGGGCAGGAUGUGCAGGGGUCACUGUGGAUGCAUGCCACUUGGAGUUUUUUGUUUUUUGUUUAUUUUAAUUUUCCUUUAGAGACAGUCUCACUGUAUAGCCCAAGUUGGCCCUAAAGUGUGAUUCUCCUGCCUCAGCUUUCUGAGUGCUGGGAUCUCAGGCCUCUGAACCUAGGACACUGGUUUUACUAUCAUGUCAUAGCAUCUUGAUAGAGUAGGGACCUCUGUACAAGCUGGAGCUCCUCCCUCAUUCUAUCAGCCCAGGCGAGCCGGAGGGAGGGAUGAUGCUGGUGCCUGAGGCUUGGGGUGCCGUGCAUCUGCUCCCCGAGUCUGGCAGCAGCCUCUCAGGAGGCCGCACCAUCCUCCCAGCUGCUUCCAGGACCAGGUGCUCUUCAGUGUGCUUCUCUGGGUGCUGAGCUCAGAGAGCUGUCUGUGGCUGCUGUUUUGACCAUUUUACUUUUCUGUUUGGAGAAAAGAAUAAACUGUAUUUUAAAGUGAUA